AUGUUUUAGAUUCCAUGCCUUCCUGGCCAUGAUAAUGUAGAUUUUUUUUGUGUUGAUGAAAAUUGCAAGGAUAACAGAUGUUAUUGUUUUAAUCAAUGUAUUAAGAAUGAUAAACAGCAUAAUCAUGAUUCUAAAUAUCUGUUUAAAAUAGACUAAUUACCUAAUUAUUUAAAUGACAUCAAUAAAUUAUUUUAAUAGAUUAUAAAAGAUUUAGAUAAAAAGUUUGAAGAUCUUUGUUAUUAAUUAAAAUAAUUAAAAAAACAUCUUUCAAUUGCAUUUGAAUGGAAGUUAGAUAAGUUAAAAUGUUUAAAGGGAAAUAAUAUCAAAAUUGCUUUGAACAAUUUGAUUAGGAUUAAAGAAUAUUAAAAUAGGUUAAAUAUGAUAUUAAAUGAAAAUGUUUAACUAUUAUCUCAAACACUCAAAGAAUGUAUUGUAGACUUAUAACUAAAAGAUGUAAUUCAUUAAAUUAUAAAGUAGAUGAAUGUUUUCUAAUUUUAUCAGUUGUAGGAUUGUAAUAUUAAUGAAAAGGAAAUAUGUAAUGCGAUAAAUGUAAAUUACGAUUUCUCAGUAAUUAUUUGUGCAUUUAAAAGCUUCAUCAAAAUUUAUGAAUUUAAACCGUAAUCUUUUUAAGAAAUAUAAAAAAUAAAUAUGGAUGAUGAUGUUGAAUAGUUAACUUUCAUUAAUCAAACAAAUAAAUUUAUCGUUUUCAGUUAUGAUAGAGAAGGUUAAAUUUUUUCAAAAGUUUAAGAUUGUUGGAANCAUAAGGUCAAAAAUUAGAGAAUAAUUAACUGA
Molecule: messenger RNA, 792 nt
Organism: Paramecium sonneborni
Lineage: Eukaryota; Ciliophora; Oligohymenophorea; Peniculida; Parameciidae
Source: the annotation of a GenBank genome assembly